Molecule: messenger RNA, 1041 nt
Organism: Gracilinanus agilis (Agile Gracile Mouse Opossum)
Lineage: Eukaryota; Metazoa; Chordata; Mammalia; Didelphimorphia; Didelphidae
Product: mediator of RNA polymerase II transcription subunit 12-like
Exons: 6
Biological process (GO): regulation of transcription by RNA polymerase II
Cellular component (GO): mediator complex
Molecular function (GO): transcription coactivator activity
Source: RefSeq, a predicted model, not a curated record
AUCAGCUCCAACUUCAGCAGCAUCAUUGCAGAGAAGCUUCGAUGUAAUACCCUGCCAGACACAGGGAAACGGAAGCCCCAGGUGAAUCAGAAGGAUAACUUCUGGCUGGUCACCGCCCGUUCCCAGAGUGCCAUCCACGCCUGGUUCACUGACUUGGCUGGGACCAAACCACUCACACACUUAGCCAAAAAGGUCCCCAUUUUUGGUAAGAAGGAGGAAGUCUUUGGGUACCUGGCCAAGUACACAGUGCCGGUGAUGAGAGCCGCCUGGCUCAUUAAGAUGACUUGCGCCUAUUACUCAGCCAUCUCAGAGACCAAGGUGAAGAAGAAGAACACCGUCGCUGACCCUUUCAUAGAAUGGACUCAGAUUAUCACCAAGCAUUUGUGGGAGCAGCUGCAGAAGAUGGCUGAGUUUUACAGGCCAGGGCCUGGGAGCUGUAUUUCUGCCUCAGGGUCCUUCUCCCAUGAGGUGGAUGCAGCCCUUCGUCAGUGGGACUACAAUGAGAAACUGGCCAUGUUCAUGUUCCAGGAUGGGAUGCUGGACAGGCAUGAGUUCCUCACUUGGGUCCUCGAGUGUUUUGAGAAACUCCGACCUGGAGAGGAUGAGCUGCUCAAGCUGCUGCUCCCCCUGCUGCUUCGGUACUCGGGGGAAUUUGUUCAGUCUGCAUACCUCUCUCGACGUCUCGCCUAUUUCUGUACUCGGAGACUGGCCCUGCAGCUGGACAGUGUAAGCAGCCACCCUCCCCACGUGCUCGCUGCUCAGCCCAGCAACACAUUGCCCCCCACCCCUGCUCCUCAACCCCCAACUGGCAGCCAACCCUCGACACCCUUUGGUGAAUUGCUUCAGUGUCCUCAGCAUCGACCUCUGGUUUUUGGGCUCAGCUGCAUCCUUCAGAGCAUCCUUCUCUGCUGCCCCAGUGCUCUCGUCUGGCACUACUCACUGACUGAUAGCAGGAUUAAGACGGGCUCUCCUCUUGACCACCUGCCUAUUGCACCCUCCAAUUUGCCCAUGCCUGGGGGCAACUCUGCCUUUACUCAACAG